GUUAACGUUAACAAGAGUCAGCACUUAUACGCUCCUACAAUUGCUUUUACCCCUUUAUUAUACUCUUCAGUGAGACAUUUUCACAAACAGCUUGUGUGCAAUUUCCCAAAUCCAAUAAAACAGCAAUUAAACAAACCCGUUUCAUCGUAUAUGUCGAAUAUAUAUACACACUCAAUUAGCUUAGUAGAAUAGAUUAACAGUAAUAAUGACGGAAAUAGACAGUUUAUUGACUAAAAAAGUAGCAGAUCGUUACUUAAAACGUGAAGUUCUUGGUGAAGGUACUUAUGGUGUUGUUUACAAAGCUAUUGAUACGAAGAGCGGCCAGGUUGUUGCUAUCAAGAAAAUUCGUCUUGGAAAACAGAAGGAAGGGGUGAAUUUUACUGCCCUGAGGGAAAUCAAACUAUUGAAAGAGCUGAAGGAUCCUAACAUUAUUGAAUUGAUUGAUGCCUUCCCUCACAAAGGAAACUUGCAUCUUGUGUUUGAGUUCAUGGAGACAGAUCUUGAGGCCGUGAUUCGUGAUAGGAAUAUCUUUCUCUCACCUGCGGAUAUAAAAUCUUAUAUUCAGAUGACAUUGAAAGGUCUUGCUGUUUGUCACAAGAAAUGGGUCUUGCAUAGAGAUAUGAAACCGAACAAUUUACUGAUUGGACCUAAUGGGCAGCUUAAACUUGCUGAUUUUGGAUUAGCACGUCUAUUUGGUAGCCCUGAUAGAAGAUUUACACAUCAGGUUUUUGCCCGGUGGUACAGAGCACCAGAGUUAUUAUUUGGCGCGAAGCAGUAUGGACCUGGAGUAGAUGUUUGGGCCGCUGCAUGUAUCUUUGCUGAGCUCCUCCUGCGGCGACCAUUUUUACAGGGAAACAGUGAUAUUGAUCAGCUGGGGAAGAUUUUUGCGGCCUUUGGGACCCCAAAGCCUUCACAGUGGCAUGAUAUGGUCUACUUGCCGGAUUAUGUUGAGUACCAAUUUGUCCCUGGACAACCACUCAAAAUAUUGUUUCCAACGGCUACUGAAGAUUGCAUAGAUCUUCUGUCAAAGAUGUUUUCAUACGACCCAAAAACUAGAAUUUCAGCGGAGCAAGCAUUGGAGCAUCGGUACUUCUCAUCAGGACCUCCACCUACGGAGCCAGCUCAGCUUCCAAGACCUCCCCCUAAGCGGGAACCCGCAAAUCCUAGGGUUUCAGAUCUCAAUCCACAUGAUGGUCCUGUGGUAUUGUCUCCGCCAAGAAAGUCAAGGAGAGUGAUGCCAAAUCGCGAAGGAUUUGAGGCGAAUGUGCGUCCAGAAAAGAUGGAUGACCAUGGAAAUGAAUUCCGACAAGCUGGUGAGAGGAGUGAACAGGUACCCAUGUCACUGGAUUUCUCAGUCUUUGGGAUGAAACCACCUACUAGACCGACCAUUACCAGCGCUGACCGAUCACAUUUAAAGAGGAAGUUAGAUCUUGAAUUCCAACCAGAAGAGGAAUGACACAUCUCUCUGAAUAUUUUUUUUCAUCUGGAUGAGAGCUGCUAUAUUGUUAAAAAGGUGCGUGGUCUUAACUUUACAGGCCAUAUCUGCCAUAAUUUUGGUGAGCAAGAAGAAAGCAUCUUUUUUUUCGAGCAUAUCGGGUACACUAUUGCAUCAAAUGCCCCGUCCCUAUUUUCCAUUUAGGGCGAAAGUUGCCAAUAUAACGAGUGUUCUUGGAGAAGUAUAUUGAACCAGGGUAAUAAAGUUCACCUAAUUCAUUCUUUAUUGUCGAGAGGAUGUAAUUGUAUGCCAAUUCUAGCAUUCGUAUAAACUCAAAUUUAAGAUACUGUUUGUAGAGUGACAUAAUCGAUUUGUGUCUGUUCGAGAAUAUAUCUAACUUGACAACUGUGAGUUUGAGAGACAUGUUGCUUUUUUGAGUUGCUGAUUUUUAACUUAGUGGAUAUUUUGUCUGUUCAGAGAAAUCAUGA
Lycium barbarum (goji berry) is the source of this 1923-nucleotide messenger RNA. RefSeq names its product cyclin-dependent kinase D-3-like. Gene Ontology annotation, cellular component: nucleus; transcription factor TFIIK complex; transcription factor TFIIH holo complex. The transcript is spliced from 8 exons. The record is from RefSeq and is a predicted model, not a curated record. Gene Ontology annotation, molecular function: RNA polymerase II CTD heptapeptide repeat kinase activity; ATP binding; cyclin-dependent protein serine/threonine kinase activity. Lineage: Eukaryota; Viridiplantae; Streptophyta; Magnoliopsida; Solanales; Solanaceae. Gene Ontology annotation, biological process: protein phosphorylation; positive regulation of transcription by RNA polymerase II. The coding region runs from base 206 to 1456 and encodes 416 amino acids.